Molecule: messenger RNA, 2001 nt
Organism: Funneliformis geosporum
Lineage: Eukaryota; Fungi; Glomeromycota; Glomeromycetes; Glomerales; Glomeraceae
Source: the annotation of a GenBank genome assembly
AUGAAUAUUGUAAAUUUUGUUGGCGAUAAACCUUUAAGAGAAGAUCCAUUUUCUAGUGAUUUCUUUAAGGACUUUCAAGCGAGUACUUUACCUUCUCAUGGUCAAAUUAAAAGAGUACAUUAUAAUAAACAAGAUGCCCCAGAAAAUUUACCUGAUGAAUUUAGUUUAUUUGUUAAGCCCACCGAAAAAGUUGAUUAUCAAGUCUCGAAUUGCACAGGACGUAAAAGAGCUGUUUUAAUUGGAAUCAAUUAUGUUAAUACCCGGUAUCAAUUAGGAGGAUGUUUCAACGACGUCAAAAACAUUAAAGAGUUUAUAACGAAAAGCUAUGGAUACGAUGAAUCAAAUAUGAAAGUGUUGACGGAUAGUCCUAACCGCCGAUUGGAUCCAACGUUAAUUCCAACAAGAGAAAAUAUUAUUAAUGCUAUUAAAUGGCUUGUACACGAUCCAAAAGCAAACGAUUCUGGUCAUGGAGGUCAACUUGUAGAUGAAUCCGGAGAAGAAGAAGAUGGAUUUGAUGAAACCAUCAUGCCCCUUGAUUUUGAGAUAAAUGGACAAAUUAUUGAUGACGAAUUACACAAUUUGAUGGUCGCGCCACUUCCAGCAGGAGUAAGAUUGACCGUCAUCUUUGACUGUUGUCAUUCAGGAACAGUAUUGGAUUUGCCAUAUAUCUAUUCCACUCGUGGUGUCAUCAAAGAAACAAAUAUCCUUUCUUUGGGAGGGAGGGACCUUUUAAAUGCAGGUUUCAAUUAUUUUAAAAGUGGAAAAGGCGUUUUAGAUACUAUAAAAGGACUUAAGGAUACCGCUGCUAAGCAUCAAAAACUUCGUUUUAAGAACAUUGAAACAAAAUCAAGUCCCGCUGAUAUAAUCAUGUUUAGUGGGUGUAAGGAUACGCAAACAUCUGCUGAUGCACAAGAAGCAGGUGAAGCAACCGGUGCAAUGUCACAUGCUUUGGUCAAAUCAUUGAGAUUGAAUCCAAAUCCCACAUAUCAAGAAUUAUUGAAUUCAAUUCGUGAUGUUCUCAAAGCUAAAUAUGCUCAAAAGCCCCAACUUAGCACCAGUGGUACAACUGUUGUUCUUGGAACCUUCGGUUGUGGCAAAACUCGCUUAUGUUUUGAAGCUUUAUACCAGAAUUAUGGCCUAUACUUAGUUGCUUAUACAUAUAAUAUUGGCUCUAAUGAAUUGGAACUUGCAGCACGUUGGACGAAAGAUAAUAUCGAAAACAAACAACCUAAAGAAGCAGAAAACCUUGAAGAGUGGGCAAUCAUGCCAGCAUUAGAUUGUAUUGCAAUUCCAUGGAGUACAUUAAAAACAAAUUUACUGGUUCGGUCUUUAUCAAGUUUAUGUUAUUCAUUUACAGGAGCAAUUGUUUGCAUAACGGGAUCUGGCCUAUCAUUAUUGCGGGCAAGAGAUGAUUCCUCAAGGGGAAAGGAGGAAUUACAUGUUCCAACCUUUAAUCAGUUUGGUCGAAUUGAAACCUCAAAUGAAUUAUUCGAACUGGCAAAGAGUAUAUUUCCACGAGAAGAAGAACUGCGAUUAAAUGAACAGCUAAAAAAUCUCAUUAAUAAUCUUACAACCAGUGCUGAUAGUUUACCAAAUAAAGAAUAUAGGAUCUACACGGGCUUUGCAGAUUUGGAAAAAUAUCCUUCUGAGCGACCUGCCUAUAUUAACAGUGUUGCCACAUUAGAAUUAGCGAAAAGAGAUGGACAUUAUUAUGAAAUCGAACACAUUUCAAUAAGGAAGGAAGGAAGUGCUGAAGACUUUGGAAAUUUAUUGGAAUCAUCGAUUUGUAUUAUUGAUGUAGAUGUUGAAGAUGAUGGUGAUACGAAUGAUUUGCCCAACGAACAACCAGUUCAUAAAUUUUCUCUUCGGAAUUCACCAUUUUCGAGUGCGAGUCGCAAAAUAUUUGGAUCGGCGUGUAAAAUAGAUGGAAGAUCAUCAAAAUUUGAUGCAACAAAAUCACAAGUUGUUGAUUUUAGCACGAGAAAUAUUUUUCUUUUUUGA